Molecule: messenger RNA, 12864 nt
Organism: Poecilia reticulata (guppy)
Lineage: Eukaryota; Metazoa; Chordata; Actinopteri; Cyprinodontiformes; Poeciliidae
Gene: grin2db
Product: glutamate receptor, ionotropic, N-methyl D-aspartate 2D, b
Biological process (GO): monoatomic ion transport
Cellular component (GO): membrane
Molecular function (GO): signaling receptor activity; ligand-gated monoatomic ion channel activity
Source: RefSeq, a predicted model, not a curated record
AGGAGAGAGGGAGCGAGAGAGGUGAAGAGAGAUCGGGAGAAAUUGAAUACAUGUAGAACAUAUAUAUUUAUACAGAUAUAUAUUUUCACAGCGUGCGUGUCAGUGUGCGUGUGCGCGCGUGUGUGGCGGCGGAGGCGGCGGCGGUGGUGGUGGGGGACACCCGCAAAACGGAUACCUCAAAAAGCAAGGAUGUGAAAAAGGAUGGAGGGACGCAGGAAGAGAGGGGGGAAAGGCUGGUGAAAUUCAGCACCCUCUCUAAGUGCGAUAUAUAUCUGCCUCCCCCCCUCGGCAGGUUGCCAUGGUCGCCAUACCUACUCUCUCUCUCCUAUUGGUCCUGGCAGAGUGGGCAGGUCUGGUGGACGCAUCCCCCCACCUCCUGCUCCGGCCGAGCCCGCGGGAGCGUGAUGCAGGGGCCGUGAUGAACUUCAACAUUGCCGUGAUCCACGCCGGUGCCACGGUGCAGGCGGAGGCAGCGGUGGCGGGGCCGGGGGGAAGGGUGCUCUACCCCGGCUUCGGACGGGUAUACGGCUCCCUGGGGGAGAGCGUGGUCACCCAGUGGGGCUCUGCUAACGUCAUCUGGCUUCAGGUGAAUGACAGCAGCCCUAAGACGGUGCUGUCCCAGCUGUGUGAGCUGUUAGCGGCGAGGCCCCUGCAGGGUCUGGUUUAUGAAGAGGAGAGGCCCCCUCGGACGGCUUGGGGUCCCUUGGCCCCCAUGCUGGAGUUUGUCUCUGCACAAACAGGACUGCCUAUAGUGGCUGUGGGCGGGGGAGCAGGGCUGGGGAGGAUGCCACAGGAAACAGGUUCCAUCUUUCUCCAGUUCAGCUCCUCCACUGCGCUCCAGUUAGAGGUCAUCUUCGAGGUGCUGGAGGAAUACGACUGGACCGCCUUUUCUGUGGUGUCCACGCGUCACCACGGCUACCAGGACUUCCUGUCCGUGGUGGAGGGACUGACGGACGGCUCGUUCAUCGGAUGGGAGAAGAAGAGUGUUGUUAUCCUGAACGUGACCGACGACCCUGGUGGUGCACGCACGCGCAGGCUGCUGAAGGAGAACGAGGCGCAGGUGCGCCUGCUGUACUGCUCUCAGGAGGAGGCUGAGCUGGUCUUCCGUGCUGCCUGGGCUGCCGGUCAGGCCGGGGCCUCACACAUGUGGUUCGCAGUGGGCCCCGCUCUCUCGGGUCUGGGCAUGGAGAGCUUGCCUCGGGCGUUAUUUGCCGUUCGGCCCCAGGGCUGGAGGGACGAGCCUCGCCGAAGGAUCGCUCGCGGUGUGUCUGUGCUCACUCACGGAGCGGUGGCGAUGCGCAAGGAAUAUGGAAGCACGGGCGGGCCAAACUUUGUCACCACAUGCAUGACAGAUGCCAAUCAGACCCAGAGGCUGCGAAGCAGGAUGAGGUAUUUCAGCAACAUAACGCUUGGUGGUCGAGACUAUUCCUUCAAUAGCGACGGUUACCUGGCCAACCCUUUCUUGGACGUCAUCUCUUGGACACCUGGAAGAGGUUGGGAAGAUGUAGGCUGGUGGGAGAACGGCGUGCUAAGACUUCGGUACCCAGCCUGGUCCCGCUACGGGCCCUUCCUGAAGCCGCCCGACGACGCCCAGCACCUGCGGGUUGUAACACUGGAGGAAAGGCCAUUUGUCAUUGUAGAGCUUGCAGACCCUGCUUCAGGAACCUGCAUCCGGGACUCUGUUCCCUGCAGACGUCCUCUCAAUGCCAGUGCGAUCCAUGAGGGUGUGGCUCCGCUGAAGCAGUGCUGCAAGGGUUUCUGCAUUGACAUCCUCAAGCGACUCGCAAAGAUUGUCGGCUUCACCUACGACCUCUACUUGGUGACCAACGGGAAGCAUGGGAAGAAAAUUGAUGGCGUUUGGAACGGCAUGAUUGGAGAGGUGGUGUACAAGCGGGCGGACAUGGCCAUCGGCUCGCUGACUAUCAAUGAGGAGAGGUCCGAGGUCGUGGAUUUUUCUGUGCCGUUCGUGGAGACGGGGAUCAGUGUCAUGGUCUCCCGUAGCAAUGGCACCGUAUCACCAUCAGCAUUUUUAGAGCCUUACAGUCCAGCGGUGUGGGUGAUGAUGUUCGUCAUGUGCCUCACUGUUGUGGCUGUGACCGUCUUUAUUUUUGAAUUCUUCAGCCCUGUGGGCUAUAACCGCAGUCUGCAAACAGGAAAGAAGGCCGGAGGCUCCACAUUCACCAUCGGAAAAUCUGUCUGGCUUUUAUGGGCUAUUGUCUUCAACAACUCUGUGCCGGUGGAGAACCCGAGAGGAACCACGAGCAAGAUCAUGGUGCUGAUCUGGGCCUUCUUUGCUGUCAUCUUUCUGGCCUCUUACACUGCUAACCUGGCUGCCUUCAUGAUCCAGGAAGAGUACAUUGACACAGUUUCAGGUCUCUCGGACAAGAAGUUUCAGCAUCCAGAGGAGCAGUACCCACCUCUCAAGUUUGGCACGGUGCCCAAUGGGAGCACAGAAAAAAACAUUCGCUCCAACUAUCCAGACAUGCACCAGUACAUGGGCAAAUACAACCAGAGAGGAGUGGAGGACGCCAUCCUGAACCUAAAGACUGGGAAGCUGGAUGCUUUUAUUUAUGAUGCUGCAGUGUUAAACUAUAUGGCCAGGAAGGACGAAGGCUGUAAGGUGAUGACCAUAGGCUCGGGGAAGGUUUUUGCCACCACAGGCUACGGUAUCGCCCUGCACAAAAACUCACGUUGGAAACGUCCUCUUGACCUGGCCCUGCUGCAGCUAGUGGGAGAUGAUGAGAUUGAAAUGCUGGAGCGCCUCUGGCUGUCAGGUAUCUGCCAUAAUGACAAAAUUGAGGUGAUGAGCAGUAAACUGGACAUUGACAACAUGGCUGGGGUCUUCUACAUGCUUCUGGUGGCUAUGGGCCUCAGUCUGCUGGUGUUUGCAUGGGAACAUUUAGUCUACUGGAAACUGCGCCACUGUAUGGCCACUAGUUCUGGGAAGUUGGACUUUCUCUUGGCAAUUAGCAGAGGCAUGUACAGCUGCUGCAGUUUUGAGGAUGAAACGGCACCAGGUGGAUCUAAAUCUUUGCCUUCACACCACCACACCGCAAUGGUGACUGUUCCAUCACAGCCACAUGUCGUUUCAACAACUGUGACCAACCCAGCAAUUGCAAUGGCGCAACAGCAGCAACAACCACAACAGCAGCAACCACCGCCUGUCUACAAAACACCUCUACCAGGCUCUCCUCCCACUGUGGUACAUUCUGGGUCAGCUCUGGGUUCUUCUAACCCCCCCAUUGCUGGUGCCCCCCUCCCUUGCUCCACUUUCCUGCCUCGACCAGAUCGAAGGUUGGCAGUAGUGGAUCGCUGGAGGUUGCCUAAAACUGCUACAGCCACCAACCCCUUGGCUGUAAGAGGGGGCAUCACUGACAUGGGGCCGUUUGCUCAGAAAGUUCCACAAAACUGGGCUACAGCUGCUGGAGGGGGUGGGGGACUCGAUGGCUAUAAGAGAUAUUAUGGUCCCAUUGACCCUGAGGGACUGGGAUCCUGCAUGGAUCAGCAAGCAGGGUCCCAGACCCCCAAGACUAUGCCAAGGGGCCACCCCCAGCCCCCUCCAGCGAGUGUGGCCUUCUAUUCAGAGAAGAGCAUGGAUCAUGGGGUGGGGAAGAAGGUGGUGGGAGGUGGCGGUGGAGGUCAGGGGAAAGGGCCUGUUAAACCUCUGGGCACCCCCAGGUUGCCUCCUAAGAGUCAGGCCCCUCUACCUCCUACACCUCCACUGCCACAUCCCUCUCCCCCUCUCCCUUCAUCCUUCUGGAGAAAGCGGAGGCCCAAGAAGCCCAAAGAGCCUGGGGGGCCACUUUAUGAGAACAUUCUGCCUCUGGGGCGAAGGGGAGGAGCAAGAGAUGGAAUGAGGGAAGGAGGAGGAAGGAGGACCCGCCCGCUUUCUCCUCCACUUUCACUUCCUAUACCAGUUCCACUGAGCCCCUCCUAUACUCCUCCGUCUCCUUCUGCAUCUUUGCACUAUACGUCCUCAUCCUCCACGUCAACCACCUCAUCAACGUCAACGUCGUCAUCUGCCUCAUCUUCCCGCUCCACCUCUCCCACCUACUCUUACAGCUCCUCCAGGAGCACACGAGACAGGACUGGAGGAAUUGAUGGAGAGGACGACGACGACGAUGAAGAUCUGACAGAAGAGUCGAGUCUUCUCCUUGGGAGGGGAAGAGAGAGGGAGCGCUCUAUCAUUCGACCACGUUCCCUUAGCCACGGGCGCUUGCCACCACCAAUUCCCCCCAGGAAACCACGCACAUCUUGGGGUGACAGAGAAAGAGAACGAGAAAGGGAAAGAGGCGGGAGCCAACUGUCUCAGCUUCAAGAGUGGUGGGCAAGCUGGAGCGAAAGGGAGAGGAGAGGAACAGGUGGAGAAGCUGAAAGGCUGAAAAGGGAAAAGAAGAGGAGGAAAGAAAAGGAGAAAGAAAAGAAGAAAAAGAAAAAGAACAAAAAGAGAAAAAAGAGAGAGGAGAGAGAAAGAGAGCGGGAGAGAGAAAGAAAGCGAAGGAAGGUGAAAAAGAAAAAGAAGAAGGCAUUAAAAACAAAGAAAAGGAAAAAGUCUACUGGGGGAAAACGAUCUGAGCCGGAAGAAGGCGAUGUAGAACAAGAGAGGGAAGGGGAAGCUGAGAGAGAAAGAGAUGAAGGGAUACAAGACUACUCUUCUUUUUCUGCCCAGUAUGGGAGCACAUUUGGAGAGAAGGGGAGAGAUUCAUGGGAAGGAGACAGAGAAAGAGGUAGGGGGGAAGAUGGCAAUGACAGGGAUGAGGAGGACAGUGGGAGAAGCAGGGAAAGGCGUCCCAAAUCCUCACACUCUCAUAGACGUCGAACCCCCAAUAAGCGCUACUCCAACUCUAAUAAGUUUCCUGCUUCUGUUAAAUUUUGGAUGAAUGGAAGAGGAGAUAACUCCAAUACCACUCCAGUGUCCCUCCACCCACUUCUUCCAUCAUCCAAGCGGCGAAAAAGCGGCGGGAUUGACAGAGAAGAUAGUGGUAGAGUUGGUGAAAGGCGUCCUUUGUUAAUGCAUUAUGAAAAAGAGAAAGCACAGACAAGAGAAGGGCUGUCUUUCCAUGAAUGGGACUCAGAUGAUGAUGAUGACGACGAUGAUGACGACGAUGAUGAUGAAGAAGAGAGAGACAGAGUGAGGGAGCGGGGAGAGGACAGGGGAAGGAGGGUAGGUAGAGGGGCUGUCUCUGAAUCUGAACGGGACAGAGGAAGGGUGGAGGACAGCUACUCGGAUGAGGGUUCUUCAGGAGAAUUUGGUCGUUUUGAAAGAUACUGGGAAGAAAGUGCAGGAGGCACUGGCACUGGGAUUGGAGGCAUAGGUGGAGGAGGCUGGUUCUUUGGUACCUAUCCCUCCAGAGAGAAAGGGGGAAGCAUCAAUAGUCGAGAUGAUUCGUUACUGGGAACUCGGGCAGAAGGAUGGAUUGGUGCUGAUUUCUGGGGAUCUGGGCCAGGAAUAGGUUGGGCGUCUGGUGGAGGGAGUGGAGGGCUGGGCUCACAGUGGCCACCACCCCCAACAGCCUUCCCUCCACCUAGACGAUACUGGUCCAUGGACAAAAUUCCUGUGAAGGGAGAAAAAAAGUGGAAGAGUGGCGGCGGAAAGAGAAAAGGACGAAGCAGGGAAAGACUGGAUGAGGGAGGACGGUCAACUCUGUGCUCCUGCAGCCUUUACCCACAGCCCCAUCCUUAUCCACAUCCCCAUGGCCGUUCACAAACUUCUAACUCCAAGAGAAGAGCAUCAGCACUUUCCCAUAGCCAAGAAGAGCUUCUUCCCCACUGCCACAGCUUCAGCGGGGGUUCUCGUCCCAAACCUUUGCCUCCCAAACCAGAUCCCAGUCAAGCCAAAUCAGGCAGCCAAUCUAACCUCAGCCUCAACACACAGCCGACAGACCAUCAGCCACAGCCCUCACCAUCACCACCGCAGCAGCCAUCCUUGUCACCCACCUCGCUCCCCAUGUCCAUCGUACCUCCACCCUCCUCAGCCUCUGUCUCGCCACCAGCGGGGGUAGGGAUGGCUGGUCCGGCUCAGGCUUCAGCCAGUGCCAAACUCCAAUAUCAGAGACUGCGCUCUGUACCUCAGCCACGGAGGUUCUACUCUCCCCACCUACCACUCAAAGCCAAGAGCCUGUGCUCACGUCGAGGGUCAGCCCACUUUUCCAGCCUGGAGAGUGAGGUAUGACAGGGGGAGACGAGAGAGGGAGACGUGGGAGCAAGCACCAGUGCUGCUGAAAACCUCGGCGCCAUGGCAGCUGGAGACAGGGGCGACACCAGAGAAAUGGCUGCCUUGGUGACCUUAGGUAAUCGGUUAGCAAGCAUCACUACAGGAACAAACAUGGACAGAGACUCUGUUGCUAACAAUACUCUCGGUGAGAGCGACGCUACUGCCACCCGCUCCAUUGUACGCGUUCUUAUGAGGGCGACAGUGAGGUGCCACACCAGGGUGAGCUACAUCCAUCUGGAUGGUUCCUACGAUGAAGAGAGUGAAGGUGAGGCUGCAUCACCGGGGACUUCGACCCCAGAACUUCUCUUAUGCUCAGAACUGAGCUUUGUGAUGUCAUCUUCGGUCCUUCUCCCCUCCCCAAAUCACAACUGUGGAUAACAGUAGUCUCCAACUUGUGAGUAAUGAUGUCAUGUUUGCACACAUACACACACCUACACGCAUGCGUGCACACACACCCACACACACAUGCACGCAAUCAGACACGAAAACACACAUGAUAUGCUCAAAACGUCUCCCUCCCUCUGGCUUUGAGUGGAAUGAGGAGAGACCCACCUUCUCUCAAAAGAUGCCAGUGUUUGGUCAUCAUCUGGCUUCCUGUCCUCAUUGGCUGAUGGCUUUUGACCUGGACUGGUGGACUGCUUCUUGGUGUCUUCUUCCCUUUUUUAAGAUAAGCAAUGCAGUCACCUCUUGUUCACUUUCUGCCUGCUCACAUUUCAAUGGACGGUGAGCACAGUGCUACUUAUUUGCCUUUAGGCCUCAUGACACCAUCAGACCCAUCUAGCUCUACCCCAGGACCAUCUAUAUGAUGUCAUGUUUUACUAGAUACCCUUUUAACCAGUCAGACUGAACAGGAACUUCUUUUUCUCUACUGUGUUGGAGCUUGUCACGACACCUCUGGUACAACUGGAAAAAUAUUACCAAGUAUUAAAGAUUUUGAACAACAAACUCAUCAAAAGAGGAAUAACAACAUGAAGAAAAGACAUGUAGCAGAAUUUCUUUUCAUGUCUGUCUAUAUAUUUAUUUUUUAUUCAGACCUCUCUCCCUAGCCCCUUCUUUUUAUUCUAUUAAUAUAUUUCUCUGACUGUGUUAGUGUUUUAAUAAGUAGGAGGCUGGAUGUGGCUAGUGUUGGAGGUGGGAAUGAUUUCCAGAGCAGUGCUGAAAUUUCACCCAAAUUUUGAACUUCAACAAAAUCCUAUUUUUUUCCUCUCCAUAUGCGAACAACUCUUAACUCAGCCUAAUCUAAGUGAAUUCAGGAGAUGAUUAGUGUAAUAUCUGUAAUUGGCACUAGAUGGCUGCAUAAUAUUUAAAUACAGUCUUUGAAACUGUGGUGCAGGAAGCUGAAGAUCAUUCAAGUAUUUGUAGAUGCAUUACAGAUAGCAGAGAGGGUGCAGCUUUGGACAUACAGUAAUUGGUUCUGUGAAAGUGUCCAGUCAGGGUUUAUUCCAACACAUUUUCAAGCCCUCUUUAGAUUUUAAUAUAUGUUGCCACCAUUCUGUGUCCUGGUUGAGCCGGUGGAUGAUGGAUUAUCGGAAGCACAAUUCCUCAUUGUAUUUUUUAAGACGUGUUGCCACAAGUGUAAAUGCACAAUCUUAAGGUAACAUAUUUUGCUGAUAUAGCUCUUCGCGUAACGAUAACAAAUGUUGCUGGUGUAACAAAUAAGCUUCACUGUAACCAAGAGUCAAACAGUAAAAUACCAAGACACUUAUGCUGAGGUAGUCAUGUGCUUUGUCUUAUAUCUUUUUUUUUGGCAAAUAAGGCAGAACGACUUACUGUGAAUGUUUCCAGGUGCAUACUCAGUAGCUGAGCCUUCAUUGAAUGCAGUUGAUGAUGAUGCUAACUUGCAUUGUCAAGAUUAUUAGAUGGCUAUUUGACCUAAAGCAAUAUUCACAACUUUAAUAUGACAGGGAUGCAAUGGCACAUCAUUCUGUUUGCUUUUUGUCUGAUUUAAGCAAGAUAAGCUGUUUGACCCAAGAGAUAAAAUGAACCAUAUCUUCAGUUGUAGUUAGUAUGUAACUAGUAAAGCCUCACCUCACGCUAACCUGGAUGUUUUUCUGUUUCUCCACCUCCCGUCCACAUGCAAAGAGAGCUUUUCGUGAAAAAAUAGUGACUUUUAAGCAUUGCAACAGGGCCCACUUUGCACCUGCUCUGUGCAAAAAAGAAAAAAAAAAACACAAAGGCAGUGGAGCAUUUUUUUUUCUAAUGGAAUAUGUCAUAUAUAAAUAUAUCAGUCUCAUUUUGUCUCGACUCUGCUUCCAUUAAAUGUCAAAUGUAACUGAGAGGAAUGGGUAAACAGCUUCACAGAAGACAUGACCUGUAAUUGUUUAGGUGUAUUUUUUAGGUUAGCCCUUCUUUAGUUUAUGCUCAGGUUAUUCUUAUUUUGAACUUUAGUUUAGUUAUCCUUGAUGUCCUUAUUCCCUCCUGUUGGAGAUGCAUAGUUAUUACAGCGGUUUCGAUUAGAUUUUUGCAGAUGCGGAUUUUUUUCUUUUGAAAUGUCAGGAAAUAUAUCUUCUUAAAAAAUGACUGAAGUUAGAGUAAUAGGGCCAAGAUUUACAGCUCUCGACUUCAGUUGACAAAUUCUAAAAAGAAAUGCUACAUGUUCAAGACAGGGUAGUGAUAUGUAGCAUGGUACCUUCUGUGCCACAAGCCAUCUACUUUUUAGCUGUGCCAGCGCUAUUUUCUUAACUUUAGUAUAUCUACUUCAUGUCUCACACUAAGACCAGCCACAGCCCAGCCAUUCGUCUAUUGUAGUUGAAUGUAGCGUCAAACUGAUGUAGCAAAAGAACAUCUACUUACUUUGUAGCUUCUUUUUUUUGGAUGCUGUUUAUAAAGGCUCAAAGGACGGGACAGGGGGGAGGGAAAUGACCUGCCUUGCGAGGGGCUGUGCAUCGUGUUUGUGCAUGUCGUCACAGAUCGGAGGGUUAGUCGACCUUUUCACUUUCCCUUUUUUUCCCCACUCCUUUGCCCUUCUAGAGGCCAGACUAUACCUUUUAUCUACAUACGGAUUGCUUUUCUUUUGUGCCUCUAUGUGGGGCAGUUUUUGAAACGAUGUGUUUUAGAGAAAUGCUUUUGCUGUUUUCCCAUCAUUUGGAAAAAGUCCCAGACUAUCUGCAUGUUUCGCUGAAUGAAAUUGUUGAGAUUUGUAGUUUGAGGGUUGGUUUAGGUUGGGUUGUAGGCAUACUAGGAAACCAGGACAGCCACCUUUUUGGUAAGAUAAUAAGCUUGCUCUGCUCUGCACCCCAGCAGCGGAAACCACGGCAACAGCCCGACUGUUUCCUGUGUCAUCGAACACAAUUAUUUUCAACCAAUUAACAGGGCUUCAACCUGGUGUGUCAUUGAGCAUUAUUGAUUUCUAUUGAGGCACUAAUACUUAAGUCUGUGACUGCAUGAACACAAAUGACUCUUAAAAAACCCUCUGGCUUAUUUUUUAUUUAUUUAAUUUUAUGCUGACAAAAAAAAGAAUAUAUUGAAAUAUACUAUGUUUUUGAGAAUGUACCAUGUUAUACUGUGAUUUAACUGAGAUAUUUUAUUGUAUUCAAUCAUCAUUUGAAUUCUAUCAUUUAUCUAUAAAGAAAUAUAUGUACAAAUAAAUAUAUACAUAUAUAUACAUACAGGUAUAUAUAUAUAUAUUAGUUCAGUUUGGUAUAUUUGGAGGAAGUGUUAGAUGAAAUAGUUUUAAUGUUUUAGCUUUGUAGCGAUUCUAGACACUGAAAUCAUUUUUGAAUUUUGAUUCCUCCUAUAUGACUGUGAAGACAUUAGUGCCUGUGACAAAAAAGACAAGUAAAAGUCAAAAACUCUAUUCAUCUGUAUCUACUAUGGCUAUCAGUCCGUCACACCUCUAGUACUACCUAACAUUACAUUUUCUUGUUUUUUCUUCUGCUUUCUGCUCUUCUUCUCUUCUCUUUGGUUGUCUUAUUAACAACCAACGGACCAUCCACUUUUAAUUUCAGUCACAUGAUGGUCGCAUCUCCUCGUCAAUUAACUCCUCCAUCCACUUUUGUCUGUCUUUUGUUUUGGAUCGCGUUCUUUUUAAAUCAGAUCAUCCCUCUGUCUGUCUCUCACUUAGCAAAAAACAGAGACCAGUAGAUACUGUGUUCUUGCUCCUCUUGGACUGAUUGUUGAUGAUGGCAAUGAUGACGAUCAACUCACUGAUUGAUAAAACAAUUCAUGAACAAUGUUACUAGUACUGAUGUGACUGACGUGUGUAUUUGACGACCACACCACUGUAGCAAGUCUGGGCUGUACCACACCACCAGCAAGCAAGUGGGGCCUCAGUUUUAGGUCAUACAGCAUAAAGUUCUUCAUAUUGUCCAGCGCACUGGUCAAAUAUAUUUGAGCAGUGUUGAGAUUGGUAAAUUGGAAGACGAAGCAAAAUUGAAAAAAGGCAUGCUGAGGGGAAGUAUACCAAAACUGAAGUGCAAAAAUAUUCUUACCCCAUGAAUAUUCUGACAUUUUGCAACUACAAACAGCUAUUAGUUUUAAUGGGAAUAUAUAAUGCUUGAUAGACCCACGAAAAGCAGUGCAUAAUUGUGAGUCAAAGGAGCGGGAUAAGUGUUUUUUUUUUUUUUUUACAUGUUUUUACAACUAAAAAUUAUGUGCAUUUUUUCAUUGUCCUUUUUAAUCUGAUAUCCUGAAAUAACACCCAGUUUACUGCUACCACAGAGAAGUAUUUUUUGGGGGUAUGUUUCUACUGGUUUCUGCCCUUGUUUCUUAGCAAAAUAGCUUAAUGUCAGCCAGAUUGGAUGGAAAAUGUCUGCGAACAUGAAAUUUCAAGUCUUGCCACAAUUGGAUAUAGAUUUGGGCUUUGACUGGGCCACUCAAACAUGUAUGUUUUGAUCCAAACCGCUCUAUCUGUAUGUUCAGGGUCGUCGUCCUGGUGAACCUUCACUUCAAGCUCAAGUCUUUUGCAGCCUCCGACACCUUUUACACCCAUCAACUCUGACCAGCUUCAGUAUCCUUGCUGAAGAAAAGCACGAUGUUGCUACUACCAUGUGUCACAGCGUGGGCAGUGUGUGAAGUUUUAGUCCGUUCUUUGGUGUUUGUGGUGAUGUUUGUUUAUAAAUAUUUUCUGACAAACCUCUUAGGCCUGAGGCAUUUGGUUGCACUGAUUUUUAUUAAGGGCUAUCAGAGUAAAGGGGGCUAAAUACAAAAGCAGGCCAUGACUAUCAGGUAAACAUUUUGUAACCACUUGUCAACUAUGCACUGCUUUUUGUUGGUCAGUCAGAUAAACUCCAAGUGUAACAUGUUGAGGUUUGCAGAUGUAUCAUGGCAGAAUAUGAUUCAAGGGCUAUGAAUACUUUGGCAAGGCAGUGUAACAGCAGCAUUUCUGCUGAAUAUACAAAUCUAGACUGGACUGGGCAUGCAUGGAAGGUGGUAGAUGGUUGGAAUCUUAUAAAAUUAUGUUUAGUUAGUUAAUGCUGUCUUGCAUGUUAUUCCAGAAAUUUUUUUUUAAAUCACAGAUGGACUAAAACAUGUCUCUACAAGUUAGCCUGUGUUUAUUCUAUUUUUUUUAACUUUGUUUCACAUUCAGCAAAGUCAUGAUUUAUUGCAUGAGCACAAGUCAGCGGUCGACUUGUAGUCGACUUGACUUUGCGACGCUCUCCUUUCCUUGCUUUUCAUUUCCCACAGUUUCUAAAAUGCAGACACACGCUUUUGCAGUGCAUGCAUGCUACUACAUAACGAACACAUCAGCCAGGAUCCUCAACCUCUUUUAACACUCAGCUGCAAUUGAAAUCAAAGUCUCGUGUGGUUUGAUUAGUCCAUGUGAGCUUUGCAGAAGCUUAAAAAUCAUUCCAUAUCAACUCGUUUUUUUUUUUUUUUUGCCAGUGUCCAUUGAGUAACAUUUAGUCCACCUGAAGGGGCUGAGAACCUUCACAAUAAAUACACCGCUUGUUUGGAGUCGUCUGUGUUUUUACAUAACUCUCGUCUGAUGUCUUUCCUUGCCUUUUCUCAUACAUCAGUUUCUCUUAGGGCUGUCAAAAUCUAUUUGUUUUCCAUUUCUGUCUUGCUUUCUCUGUAAUUCAUGUUUUUCUGUUGUAAUAUGCUUUGACUGAUUAGAUUAUCUCUUUGGUCAAAAGGGAAGCUUUGAACCGUCCAGUCCAGUCUAGAACAGUGCGCUGCAGGUCAGUGAAGGACCAGAGUUCCUAAGAGAUCCUAAUGCAGCCUUAAGCUCAUCCCCCCCUCUCUCUCUCUAUCGGCCCAUGACCUGUUAACCAAUAUGUGUGGUGCUCCAGAACUCAAACAGGGUCCUCAUAGGCUGAACUAGCCAUGAACUAUAUCAAGGAAACAUAGGAGCAUCACACGUAGCACCUAUCAGGUCUCGGGCGUGCAUGCUGCACUGCAGAAAGCUUACUCUGUUGCAGUUGCUGUGAGCGGGGCACAUAUAUCUCCCCACAGAAAGCAGCGUGUGCUCUCCCCAUCGUACAAGGCCCAGUUUUGCUCUAGUAACCUUGCCAACACCACAGGCCUACUUACAGGUUGCUACGGCGGGUUGCUAGAAGGGUGAUGUCGCUCCUAGCCCAGACUGGUCUGGUCUUUGCCCUAUUUCAAAUGUGUUAGUUUAUUUGACAUUGUCUGUCUGGGGUGGGGCUGGAGGGUCAGUGCUGCACUUACUUCCUGAGAAUUGCUUCAUAAAAUAUGAUUCUCUCUAAUGA